Messenger RNA from Microtus oregoni (creeping vole), 1709 nucleotides. RefSeq names its product synaptophysin like 1 (gene Sypl1). The coding region runs from base 89 to 817 and encodes 242 amino acids. The record is from RefSeq and is a predicted model, not a curated record. Gene Ontology annotation, cellular component: synaptic vesicle; synaptic vesicle membrane. The transcript is spliced from 5 exons. NCBI's taxonomy places the organism in Eukaryota, Metazoa, Chordata, Mammalia, Rodentia, Cricetidae.
UCCCGUUCUCGCCGCCGAGCUGCUCCGGUAGCGCCGCUCCCCUCCUCCGCCCCGCGUCCUGACUUUCUUCCCUCCUUUCCUUCAGAGGAUGUCCGCCUUCCAGAUCAACCUCAACCCGCUCAAGGAGCCGCUCGGCUUCAUCAAGAUCCUGGAGUGGUUUGCUUCCAUCUUUACUUUUGCCACCUGUGGCGGGUUUAAGGGCAAAACAGAGAUUCUAGUGAGUUGUCCUUCUAAAGGUGUUGCAAAUGAGACGAUUACAGCAGCUUUUGGCUACCCAUUCAGGUUGAACCAGGCGUCCUUCCGCUCGCACUCCAGUGGCAACGUGUGUAAUGUGACGUGGGAAAAAUACGUCCUCAUAGGCGACUACGCCUCCUCUGCGCAGUUCUACGUCACCUUUGCCGUCUUCGUGUUCCUUUACUGCAUGGCUGCCCUGGUGCUCUAUGUGGGCUACACCAGCCUCUACCGGGAGAGCCGCAAGCUGCCCAUGAUUGACUUUAUUGUUACUCUUGUUGCCACUUUUUUGUGGUUGGUGAGUUCCUCGGCCUGGGCUAAAGCUCUUACAGAUAUUAAAUUAACUACCGGACAGAAUAUUAUUAAGGAACUUACUCAUUGUCAGCAGCCAUCAGAAGUCUUGUGUUAUUUCCACUCUGUGACUAGUAUGGGAUCCCUGAAUGUGUCUGUGAUCUUUGGCUUUCUGAAUAUGAUACUUUGGGGAGGAAAUGCUUGGUUUGUGUACAAGGAGACCAGCUUACAUAGUCCAUCAAAUACAUCAGCUUCCCACAGCCAAGGAGGCGUCCCACCCCCUUCUGGAAUAUAACUAAAUAUACUGUAUGAAAUGUGUGCUGUACUAUGCUUUGUUGCCAACAUCUUGAGAAGCAUUAUUGUUUCUAAUAAAAAGUAAUGGUUUUUUCAGUAAAUUGGUGGGUUUAAGAUUUUGCUGCUUUUCUAUAUAAAACGUGCCUUUUCUAGAAAUGUAAGAUGUAAAUGUAUUUGUACAUGUACGUUUGAACAUUCAGGAACCUGUUAUGAGAUGAUACUUAUUUUUAAGUGAACAGUAAUUUCACUGAGUUACCUUCUAAAGUGUUUACACCUUAAGCCUUAACAUAAACCUUCAUUCAGAAAAGUUAUGUCAUAUCAUAACACAGGAAGAAUGAGUUUGGAAUAUACACUACUCUUAGCUUGUGCACAUCGUAUCCCUCAGGCUUGGCUUGUUUAAGAAAACCUUGAUUGCAUAAUUUGUAUUUAGAAAAAAAAUUAGUACAAUUUUAUAUCUGAAUAUUGUUCAUGUUAAAAAAAUUUGAAUUGCAGAGACUGAGUAUAUAUUUUAAAUAUUUUUUCUAAAUGACCUGCUAUACUUAUUACGUGUACUAAGAUUGUCUUAGGAGCAAGGACUUGGAAAUUCUAACAAAUGUGUGGUGUUAACUUGGCGCUUCUGUUGCAAUUAUUUCUGGUGGUUUCUUAGGCUUGCUAUGUUAGAUCAUCGUUCCCAACGGUGGCUUUAUAUAUGUAGGCAUUCUCAGUGAUCCUUGUUUGAUGUCCUUGUUCAUGCCAAGGGAUAAAAAUCUACCUUCUUCUACAAGACCCUGGUUAUAGGGUCACUAAAAAUUAAGGUUGCCUUUUACUUUUGAAACAUUCAACAUUGAGUCAAUGAAGUUGCUUCUCCUGAGUUUAACAUUGAUAUGGUGAAAAUAAAUGCUGUUUGGAUUUCA